Messenger RNA from Venturia canescens, 2818 nucleotides. It is a transcript of the gene hry, whose product is annotated as protein hairy-like. Bases 725 to 1891 code for a protein of 388 amino acids. Lineage: Eukaryota; Metazoa; Arthropoda; Insecta; Hymenoptera; Ichneumonidae. The transcript is spliced from 3 exons. Gene Ontology annotation, molecular function: protein dimerization activity; RNA polymerase II cis-regulatory region sequence-specific DNA binding; DNA-binding transcription factor activity, RNA polymerase II-specific. Gene Ontology annotation, biological process: regulation of transcription by RNA polymerase II; anterior/posterior pattern specification; regulation of neurogenesis. The record is from RefSeq and is a predicted model, not a curated record. Gene Ontology annotation, cellular component: nucleus.
GGGUCUCCCGACUGUGGUGGGGGCAGCGGUCCACUCCGCUUACAGCCGCGCUCUCUAUCUAUAUUCAUAUUAAUUUAUGUCCAUAGGCUCGAAGCGUCACGCGCUAUCCCCACUCGUGUUGCUCCGCACGUUCCCUCUCCACCGUUCGAUAAGCGCGCCUUCAACGUUUCAACCACCGCUUCCACCACCCGAGUGAAAUUCCAAGGCUCUCGAGAGCAAACGACCACGCUCCUCUCGCACGCCGAGAGCCACCGCCAAGGGACAGAAAUCGUAGCGCUCUCGUACCGCGAGGAGUCAGUCGAGCUCUGGCGCGCUUUGCGAGAGGUCGAACCUCCUUACGAACUUCGAGCGGUCAUACGGAGCCUGAGUUUGCCAAAAGAACAUUCUGUUUUUACGACGUUCGAAUAACCAACUUCGGAGUUUAACGAACGACCCGGAGCACGUCUCCCACUAUUAAAUCGUCGUUUCGAUCGAUCCCUGCGACGAUCGAUCACACACACACCUUGGAUUACAUUGACUUCAGUGUUGUUUUCUUCGUUAUUUUACUCGAUACUACAACACUUUUGGGUACACAGUGCUAACCCGGCACCCUCCACUGGAUUACACCUGUGAAGUGAACGUUUUUUUGAGUGACCGAGUGCCCUCGGUUUUACCUUCGGGAAAAAGCUCUCGCGCUUUUUCUACUUCGAUUUACAUUUUUUUCUGUGAUUAUUGUUGUUGAACUAUGGUGACCGGAGUUGGUGCUACGAUGCCGACCGGCGGGGUUACCGUCGGUGCAACCCCACCGGCUGCCCACGUGCCUCAAGAGGCUGGACAGCCACCUGCGCAAGCAACCACCAACAAUAAUUCCAACUCCACCGCGACGACGACCACCACGAGACGAUCGGGCGAAAAUCGACGGAGCAACAAACCAAUCAUGGAAAAAAGACGUCGAGCUCGAAUCAACAAUUGUCUCAAUGACUUGAAGACACUGAUCCUCGAUGCCAUGAAAAAAGACCCAGCUCGCCAUUCAAAAUUAGAGAAGGCGGACAUUCUGGAGAUGACAGUGAAGCAUUUGGAGACGUUGCAGCGUCAGCAAGUGGCGUUAGCAGCAGCGACAGAUCCGAACGUGUUGAACAAGUUCCGAGCGGGUUUUACGGAAUGCGCGAGUGAGGUCGGCAGAUUUCCGGGUUUGGAUGCAUCGGUGAAGCGCAGAUUGAUGGCACAUUUGGCAUCGUGUUUGGGUCCGGUCGAGAGUGGCAGCAGUAGUCAGAACGGUCAGACGACGACGGCGGCGGCGGCGGCGACGACGACGACGACGACGACGGCGAGUCAGCAGAUCGUGCAGCAGCCGGCUCAGUCGACGACGACGCAGCUCCAAGUGCACAUUCUGCCGCAGGUUGACGCGACGCCGCGGAUUCAAGUGCAACAAUCGAACGGUAUUUUCUUCACGAAUGCGAAUGGGACGGGACUUCAGUUGGUACCGACGAGGCUGCCGAACGGUGACAUCGCGCUGGUCUUACCUGCGGGUGCAAAGGCGACGCCAGUCGCUUCACCGUCGUCCUCGCCGGCCCCGACGUCCCCGCUGCCGACGCUGAUCCCGAUACCCCAGAGAACCGCGUCGACGGCGUCGGCCUCUUCGUCGGCGAGUUCGAGCGCCAGCUCGACUUCGACAUCGGCCGCGAGUCCAAUCGCCUUCGAAGCGCCACCGGCAGCAUUCCGCGAGCAAACAACCGUUUACACGACGACGACGAGCCAUCGAGACGUCGCGACGUCCCCGGCGAACGGCUACACGAGCGACCCCGAAUUCGACCCGAGAAUUUACAGCCCACCGUUGCAAAAACCCCUCGCUCUCGUAAUGAGGAAAAGCGUCAUGCCCGAAAUCGAGGGCAAGCCUUGGAGACCGUGGUAAACAAAAACAAGAAAAACACUUUUUUCUCGUCUCGAUGAAACGAGAAUUUGAGCAAAAAAGCGUCCCCGAUACUCGUGCGGGUGAAUAAGUGCAGCUUUUCGUAAAACUUCCAAGAGAGUACCGACGAGACACUUCCGAGGUGCGUGUCUCUCAACAUUGCUGGGGAAUCGUGCUGUAAAUGCAGCCAAACCUCAAAGCUUCCUGUUUUUCCGAGCAGCCCGGCCAGUAACGUCCCCAGGGCUGUGCCUUCGAACAGUGCCUUUGUAAAUAUAUUCGGCGUCGUUACGUUUUCUCUCUUCCUCCGUUAUCGAGACUAGAAAACGACUCUUACACUUUGAAGAGGGGAAAAAACGAGAGGAAAGUUCACAAGUCGAAUUCGCUAUUUUCCAUGCGAUCCACCGACCUUUUCCCCCCUCCGAAUCGUUCCUUUGUACAUAUACGAUGAAGCAUUAAGGACGUGAAUGUAAAUGUGCAUAUAGAAACAAAAAUAUAUAAAUUCAUAUAUUUUUAUUUUAAGUGCCUUACGCAACAAGAAUCACCGAGGUCUUCCAUUUUUUCUUGUAACGUAACAAAAAACGAUAAUUCAACGAUCCUCGAUUUACUCUGAGCGUAUAAAUGCGAAUAUGCGAAAUUAAGUAAACGAGAUUUCGUUGAGUUUUCAUCGAUACGGUAUUAGCUUGUAAUUUAUAGUUAUUAAGUGAUACGAAUGUUGGCAAGAGUGUGAUAAAACCCAGAGCCUACCAAGAAGUGAAGAGAAAGAGAAUGAGAGAAAAAUAAAUAAUUAAAAAGAGUGUCCUAUUUAUAUUUAUGAAUGCAAAGAUUGAGUUUAUUAUUCCUCUCUAUUGUGAAAAAUAGAAACGAAAAACAACCACGCUUACUACUAUAGGAGCAUCAAAAUAAACAUUGAUCUCUUUAUUGAAACUUAAA